Exaiptasia diaphana is the source of this 1577-nucleotide messenger RNA. Its product is annotated as cholesterol 24-hydroxylase. The record is from RefSeq and is a predicted model, not a curated record. The transcript is spliced from 5 exons. Gene Ontology annotation, molecular function: iron ion binding; cholesterol 24-hydroxylase activity; heme binding. Gene Ontology annotation, biological process: cholesterol catabolic process. Bases 50 to 1546 code for a protein of 498 amino acids. NCBI's taxonomy places the organism in Eukaryota, Metazoa, Cnidaria, Anthozoa, Actiniaria, Aiptasiidae.
CCAUCCAUCACUUUGCCAAUUUCUUGCAAAUCACGCGAUAAUUGAAACCAUGUCUCUUUUAUCAAUUCUACCAUACAUUUUCCUAUUUUUUGUUUUGAUUAUCGCGUCGGCGUUGGUAGCUUUCACUUUGUAUUUACGACACGUUCGUGCGAAAUACGAACAUCUUCCAAGUCCUCCAUUCGAUAGCUGGUUGUUGGGGCAUCUUCCCACUGUCAAACAAAAGCGACAGCAAGGCCAAAUAAUCCAUGAUAUAGUGCAAGAGUGGUCCUUAGAACAUGGAAAUUUGUUUGUAAUUUGGUUUAUGCACAUCCCUAUCGUAAUAGCUGUUGGACAAGAACUUGUAAAAAAAGUUUGUGUUACUCUGAAUUUGCCAAAGUCACAACCAACAUAUUCCUUGCUUCAGUUUGUAUACAACACAAGAGCCACAGGAUAUGGUCUUGUCACCGAUUGCAAUACACAGUCGUGGCUUCGUAAAAGGAUGGCUCUUAACCCAGCAUUUCACAGGAAAUAUCUUAUGAAAUUCAUCCCUGAAUUCAACACUUGUUGUGACAAGCUUAUCAAAAAGAUUUCAGCAUAUGUAGAUACAAAUGUUGCAGUUGAUCUGGCUGAGGAAUUUCACAGGGUUACAAUGGACAUAAUUGGGACGGUUGGAUUCAACAAAGAUUGGAAAGCUGUAGAAGACAAGGAUUGUCCAUUUUUAAGGUCCAGCUAUUUGUUGGUAAAAGGAAUCCAAGCGACUAUUAAUGAUAUAUUUUGGAGAAUCAACUUUCCAACAUACCCCUUCCAGUGGAAAGUCAUUAAAGCAGUAAAGUUUGCACGAGAAUCUGGAAGAAAGAUAAUUGAAGAAAGAAUUGCUGCCAUCAACGAUGGGAAGACUGCUCCUAGUGACAUCCUUCAACACAUCAUUCAAAUGAAAGCAAACAAUCCUUCUGUGACAAUGAAUGAAAUGGUUGAUGAGUUUGUUACUUUCUUUUUAGCAGGCCAAGAAACCACUGCAAACCUUUUAGCCUAUACUUUGUAUGAGAUUGAGAAAAAUGCAGACAUCAAGUUAAGGGUAAUAGAAGAGAUUGAGAGUGUGCUUAAGGGAAAGACCAAUGUCACUUAUGAAGAUCUUGCCAAGCUAGAAUACUUAGAGAGAACAUUCAAGGAAAGUCUACGACUUCAUCCUCCCGUACAAGGAUUCACAAGAUUUUCUCAUAAUGAAAUUGAGCUGGCAGGUUAUAAAAUACCAGCCGGCAGCCGURUCGAAAUGAGUGUUGUCACAGCCCACAGRUCUGAAAACAGCUGGACUGACCCUGGAGUAUUUGACCCUGAGCGAUUUACCACUUCCAACUCAAUUCCUUCUGAAACCUAUUUUCCAUUUUCAAUGGGGCCAAGAUCAUGCAUUGGCAAGAACUUUGCUCAAUUUGAGUCUAAGAUCAUCAUGGCUCGUCUUUAUCAGGAGUUUGAGUUUGAAUUGGUAUCAGACAAACCAUUGUGCUAUGAAGAAGCAAUUACAGUAAGACCAAAAGAUGGUGUAUGGUGUAGGGUGAAGAGAAGGAAGUGAUUCUUCUUGAGUGUCUAAAUAUGAACACAAU